AGAUCUUAUUCCACCACGGCUGUCUUAACACUCGUGAUCUUAUCGAAAAGUAUACGCCGGAUGCGACUUGCACUCGAAAUACUACAAAUCCUCAGCGAAGGAUACAUAUGUAAGCAAGGGCCAAUCAAAUCAGGUGACUCAAUACAAGGCAGAUUUAAGUGUAACCCUCCAAAAUCAAUCCUUUGCAACCAUCAAUGCACUUCUCGUCUCUUUCCAAAGAAAUCUUUCAUCAUGGACGAGGUCAACCAACACGUGUUCAGAGCUAUUCAGAGCCUGAGAACAAUCCGGAUCGUUGUUGACGUGCCUAUCGAACUCUUAGCGCCUGGCAACUACCUGGCUUCAGCCUUCGAUUCUAUUAAGCUUUUCACGACAAGCUGGAAAGGACAUUACGCGGUCCGGGAAAUUGUUGUUGACAUUUAUCCACGGCAUGCAUACAUUGUCAUCGACACCAACAAUCACCGUUAUGACUUCGAGGUCGCUCACUUGCAGCACUUCACUAUUCCCGUUCACAUUCUUCGCUUGUCAAGGAAAAGCAAGAAUUGGUCUUUCUUUAGACGAGAAUUAGAGGAUCGACGAGUCGCGAAGGACAUUGCAGAGCUACACAGGCGCAAUGGCUAGAAGCAGCCCCCUUUCUUUGCGGAUCAUAUUAGAGGGUCUGUGUACCUCUCUCCCCGUACAACCUGAAGGCACAAUGAG
Messenger RNA from Aspergillus brunneoviolaceus CBS 621.78, 696 nucleotides. RefSeq lists its product as uncharacterized. The transcript has a single exon. Lineage: Eukaryota; Fungi; Ascomycota; Eurotiomycetes; Eurotiales; Aspergillaceae. The record is from RefSeq and is a predicted model, not a curated record. Bases 61 to 618 code for a protein of 185 amino acids.